Contarinia nasturtii (swede midge) is the source of this 5945-nucleotide messenger RNA. RefSeq lists its product as uncharacterized. Lineage: Eukaryota; Metazoa; Arthropoda; Insecta; Diptera; Cecidomyiidae. Gene Ontology annotation, cellular component: plasma membrane. Gene Ontology annotation, molecular function: mechanosensitive monoatomic ion channel activity. The transcript has 18 exons. The record is from RefSeq and is a predicted model, not a curated record. The coding region runs from base 107 to 5395 and encodes 1762 amino acids.
UCAAGAGUUUCUCGUUUCAAAGUUUUUUUUUUUUGGAGUAUUUAAUGAAAACAAAAACGGUAUUUUUAAAACACAUUAAAAAGAAACAUAAUUAUUGUGAAGAAAAAUGAGUGAAUCAAGUGAAAAAACGGAUUACACGAAAAAAGGAGAUAAGCGUGGGAUCUUACGUUUGGAUAUUAAUAAACCUCGAAACUCGUCUGGCUCUGUUGAGUUUCGCAAUCAACCAGAGCUCAUCUCUGAGGCUUCACCAUCGCCACAGUCAACACAAUUAUCCGUGAAAUGGGCCUUUCCAAAAGAUAAUAACGCUAAAGUUGAAAAUGCAAGCGAUGUGCAAGUGCGACCAGAUCGAGUGUCAGGUUCAAGUGAAAAACGUGCGAAAAAAAGUUUAUCAGCCGACUAUUUUGGAUUUCAACCGUAUUAUGAUCAGUAUUACAUGGAAUCAAUUGAUGCUCCUGAAUACAUAAAUUCUGAAGACGAAGACUAUUCAUUAUCUCUAUCGGCGGUGAUACAAAGGCGUGCUAGCGUACGUGGUCGUAAAAAGGGUUACUAUAGUCCAAGACGUGCAUCAAGUCCAAUGGGUCACGUAAGUGGUGUUUGUGGCAUUCCUGCUGGUAAUUCAAUUGCUGUUAGCAAAGCCGAUCGUCGUCGUUCUAGUGUUUACACAACCAGUUCGGGCGAAACGGUUAUAUCACUUGGAGAUGGAGCCAACAAUCAGGAUUCAACGAAAGAGCAAAUUUUCGAAAAUAUUCGAUUGCACAAAGAAGUGUUACAAUCGGUUAAAAUGCAACCAUGGAGUAUGAGACGAAAACUGCGUCUCGUGCGACAAGCCAGAGAGUAUAUUGCACGUCAUGAAGGGGCAUUACAGGAACGAUUUGCUAUGUCUCGAAGCACAAAAGAUUUAUGGGCUCGAUUUAAAAUCGUUUUAACAGUUAAAUGGCAACACUUUCGACGAGAAUUGGUUAAUUUUUCCACACUGUUUGUUCCAUGGCAACUUCGAAUUAAAGAGAUUGAAUCACAUUUUGGAUCAGUAGUUGCAUCCUACUUUACAUUUUUACGAUGGCUAUUUUGGGUCAAUAUCGUAUUAGCAUUCACAUUAUCAACAUUUGUUAUUUUACCAGAGUUUCUUGCAUCGGUUAGCAACGCUGAACAGUUGGAUCAUCGAAAAGUAAUGUUGCCCGAUGAGCUGGAUAAUGCCACCAAACUAAAAACAUUUUUAAAUUUCGAAGGUUAUCUCAAGUAUUCGCCAUUAUUUUAUGGUUAUUAUUCAGACUAUUCGGGAAUUGCAAAGGGUGAUAAGUACAAUCUACCGUUGGCUUAUUUCUUUGCCGGCGUUUCGGUGUAUAUUUAUAGUUUUUGGGCAACAUUGCGCAAAAUGGCCGACAAUUCAAGGAUGUCAAAAAUGUCGUCAAAAGAGGAUGAAUGCAUAUUUUCAUGGAAACUAUUUACUGGCUGGGAUUAUAUGAUUGGUCAUGCUGAAACCGCUCAUAAUCGCAUCGCAUCCGUCGUGUUGGGAUUUAAGGAGGCUUUGCUUGAGGAAGCUGAAAAGAAGAAGGAUAAACAAAAUUGGGAGAUUAUUAUGCGCAGAAUUUUCGUAAAUAUUUUAAUAUUAUGCUUGUUGGUGCUUUCAGCAUGGGCUGUAGUUAAUGUGGUCAGGCGAUCAGAAGGGGUCGAUCCGAAUAGCUCAUAUUGGCGUCAGAAUGAAACUAGCUUUGUCAUGACUGUGAUUUCGUUUUUCUUUCCGCCAUGCUUUGAAAUUCUUGGCCUUUUGGAAAAAUAUCAUCCACGAAAGCAAUUGCGAUGGCAAUUGGGACGAAUUAUGUUAUUAAAUUUGCUGAAUUUAUUUUCGCUGAUUUUUGCGAUGUUCAAGAAAAUUGACACAAUCAAUAAAAAACUGGAUGAUAUGCGAAAUGAUUGUAUGCCGAAUAAAACUGGAACAGAUGGAACAACGAUGAUUCCAAGCUUUGCCACCGACAUAACCACAACCGCCACACUGUUCACAUCAACAGCUAAAGCAAUCGUCGAACUAGUGCCCACUGAUUUAAUAGCGGAACUCACAACAAUCGCCAAGAAUGCAUUCAGCGAUAAUGGUAAAAGUGUAACAAAAUGCGUUGAGGUUGUAGUGAAUUGCUCAACAAUUUCAAAAAAUACAGUCACAUCAUUGGUGACAACACUUUUGAUGGUAAACUUUACAACAACAGUUUUACCAGAAAUUAUGAAACAAUUAAAUAGCACCGAAUUUGGCAGCACUAAUCCCAAUUGGGAUUCCAGCAUUUAUGCCUCAAGCAGUUACAGCACUUUUGAUGAAAAUACCACUGAUGCUGAUUACAAUUUUACCACAUACAGCAGUAGUGGUAGUGUGUUUCCAUUGGAUAGCAGUACAAUGAGUAUUUUAUUCAAAGAUAAUGAUUUUGAGACCACGACGUCAUCUUCAGAUUAUUAUGAUGAUGAAAAUUAUGAUGAAUCCAGUACGUUUGAACCCGAUGAGGUUGGACGUUCCCAAAGGGAUGUUAUCAACGAACCGAACGAUGGACGUAAAAGUGAUUUUUCUUCAUACGAUUAUCCAUUGUAUAUGAGCAGCAGCAGCAGCACAACGAGUGGUCUUUAUGAAAGCACAACGACAGAUAUGUACGAUAUGAGCACAUUGAUAUCCACAACAGUGUCAACAUUUCUACAAGAUACAACUGAAACAUUGGAUCCGUACAAUGCAACACUAAUGUCAGAGCAGUUUACUGAAUAUAUUACGACCGCAAUUAGUACCGAAGAUGAUAGUUUUGAUAGCACAACCGAGACAUCCAUUGACAAAAAAUGUAUCGACAACCCAAAUGGUUCGUACAUUAAACAGAUUUGUAACGACAUCGACACCGAUUUAACAACAACACCAAUGACUAAUGAAAGCCCCAUGGAAAUGCGCUAUCCACUAAUAACACCGACACCAACGCCAUACGAUGGCAAUGUGGCCACUUCAUCAACCACAGCUGCUUCAUUAUCUAAAAAUUCAACGAAUUGCGUGCCACUCGCGCCAAGCAAAGACGACAAAAUCACUUGCGUGCCAACCAAAUAUUUUGGCAUCCAGUUAACAGAGAACAUUGGUAAUAUGACCGAAACACAUCAAAGAGAGUUGCGUGUCCUUUGCUGGGAAACAAUUUUCGGUCAAGAAUUGGUAAAAUUGACGGUGCUCGAUUUGAUUUUUACGAUUUUUGCCACGCUAUUUAUGGACUUUUUUCGCGCGCUUUUUGUUCGGUUCAUGAAUAAAUGUUGGUGUUGGGACUUGGAAAAGAAAUUUCCAAAAUAUGGUGAUUUCAAAAUUGCUGAAAAUAUUUUGCAUUUGGUGAACAAUCAAGGUCAAGUAUGGAUGGGAAUGUUUUUUGCUCCUGGUCUCGCAAUUUUAAACUUAGUUAAACUCGGAAUUUUAAUGUACUUUCGGUCUUGGGCCGUUCUUACAUGCAACGUUCCACACGAAGUUAUAUUCAGAGCUUCGCGUUCCAAUAACUUUUAUUUGGCAUUAUUGCUGACGAUGUUGUUUUUGUGCGUGCUUCCUGUUAGCUACGCAAUCGUUUGGAUAGAACCAUCAUGGCAUUGUGGUCCGUUUGCCCAUCACGCACGCAUCCAUCGUGUCUUUACAGACACAUUAAAAGACAGAUUACCACCAGAUUUGCAUACACCAUUGGAUAUAAUUGCAUCGCCAAGCACCAUAAUUCCAUUGUUGUUAUUGUUGAUCCUUAUAAUUUACUAUUUGCUAUCGUUGACUGGUGCACUUCGUGAAGCGAAUCAAGAUUUGAAGAAUCAAUUGCGUCGUGAGCGUCAAGAGGAGCGCAGAAAAAUGUUGCAACGUGUUGUCAACGCAAAAUUGGAUGAUAGCGGUGGCAAUAAUGCAAUGGAUCGAUGGAGAAAGGUAUUGGAAGCAUCAUCGCCAAUCACACCAAAUGCACCCGGUCAACCAUCCGAACCGGAUGAAGAAAAGAUUAAGGCCAGACGUGAACUAUUGGCCCGAAUUAUGAAAAAGGCAUUGCGUAAGAGUUCAAAUACAUCGGAUGAUGAGAGUCAUGUGGGCGAUGAUGGAGACGAUGGUGAUGAAACCGAUACUGAACAACACGAACAACUGCCACAUGAUCAAGAGACUAGCAUUGAAAAACGUACGCCCGUUAAACAAAAAAGAUCAACCAAUUUCAUGGACGAUAGAAAACCGGAAAGUUUUCAACUACAACAGCCGCCACAGCAACAAUCGCGAAAACUAUCGUUUACUCGAAUGCGUGAUAUUGUUGAAAUGUCACGACGUCGACCCAGCGAACAAGUGUCCGAUGAAACGAGACUUAUCAAAUCCACUGUUGUUGAGGAAAAACCAAGGAAAAAAUCGACAAAACCCGACGAAAAGUUCAAAUUGCACGACGACGAUUAUAAUAAAAUGAAUGUCGUAUCCGAACGACGUGCAUUGCGUCGUCAACAAAAUGCACGAGAAUCGGAUGGAAGUUUAUCGCUUCAAACGUCAUUGCAAGAUUCCGCCAAUUAUGACACUGCUCUCAUAAAUGAGAAGAAUAAAAUUACGGAAAAACAACAUGCAACAAAAACAAAAUCACCACCACCACCCAUGAGCAUAAGUCCGGAAAUAUUCAAAUUUGAUUCAGGCACCGAAUGUGCACGAGAGUAUAGUAGUAGUCGUGAUAUUGAUGAAAGUGACACAGAUCAAACGAGCUACAAGGAAAUCACACAAGACACCAUUGUAAAGCGACAAGGACAUUUGUCAAAAGAUAGUUCAAGUUCACUCUCAAAGAACGUAUCGCCGACGACAUCAUUUCAAAUACAUUCAUCGAAAUGUCAAGAACCAAUUUCAUCAACAAAUGUGGCGAUGCCACGUGGUAAUGUCGAUCAACAACGAAAGGAACAAAUGCAUUCGACCACACCGCAACAAUCACCAUCACCGUCGGAGAAACUCAAACAAACGGAUGAUAUACUAAACAAACCGAUACGCAAAUUAAAUUCAUUUUUAGCAUUAGUGCGUGAAGCGGUGGCGGCAAAAAAACAAGAACAACACGACACCAAUGAUGAUGCAAACCAUCAACAGCCCGAUUUACAAUCGCGUGUAAAGACUUACAUUGAUGAUUCAAAUUCGGUGUCAAUGUCGGAAAGUGUAAAAACAACCACCGAAACAUCAACAGCGUCAUCGAAAAAUGCAACAUAUUUUGAAUCAAUCAGACGAAAACGUCAUCAAGAACCACCAAAACCAAAGCGACAAGAUUCACAAGGAUCGAUUUGGUCCGAAAAUAUACCGCAAAUUUUAAUUAGCAAAUCGGAAAGUGAUGAAUGCAUUCUUGAGAAAGAUAAUGACGAACAAGAAUCUCGCUCAGACGAAAAAUGUGCUAAGCACAAAGCACAAUCAAAAGAGGAAAAAAAUAUUUAGUUGGCAACGAAUACCCAAAUCAAAAAUAUCAAUUCAAUUUCAUUUUAUUGCCACACACACACAUACACACACACAGUAUAUAAAAUAUAGUAAAUCUUAAUAACUUCUUCAAUAAAUCUCUUAAUUGCUGUAGUAUUUAUUUAAUGAAUGAAAUGUAUCGGUAAGCCGAACGCAAAUAAGAAUCACACACGCACAUACAUACUCACACACCUAUAUGGACACACAAUUAUAAAGACAAAAAAAACUUGUGAAAUUGACAUAAAAUCGGCUUUGUUGAGAAAUCAUAAACCGAAAUAAAAACGUUAGAUUUAAAGGGAAAAAAAUAAUUAUUAUGUUGUGGGCACUGAACAAGAUGUUAAAGGUUACACGCCAUUUUUUUGAUAAACGUUUGAUUAAAAACAAAUGUUGGUCGUUAAAUUCUGUAGAGAUUUUGUUCCUCUGGUGAUAUGUAUGCCACAUUAAAUUAUCGCAUGUAAUAUUAAAUUAAAAAAAAAAUGUUUUCCUUGCGUUGCUCUCCCACCACCAAAUAUCAUAAUGUAUUCCUUUUAAU